Saccoglossus kowalevskii is the source of this 2506-nucleotide messenger RNA. RefSeq lists its product as uncharacterized. The record is from RefSeq and is a predicted model, not a curated record. NCBI's taxonomy places the organism in Eukaryota, Metazoa, Hemichordata, Enteropneusta, Harrimaniidae.
CUUAAAUGACUGCUUACAAACUGGUCCGUCUUUAUUGAAUGAUCUUACAGCCAUAUUGCUUAGAUUCCGCCUCCACCGCGUUGCCUUAACAGGCGAUAUAGAAAAGGCUUUCCUCAACGUGCGACUCGACGAAAAGGACCGCGACUUCACCAAAUUUCUGUGGUUGUCCGACCCGUCCGACCCAGAAAGCCAAUUCAACGUGUAUCGCUUCAAAUCGGUACUUUUCGGAGCUGUUUCCUCACCCUUCAUACUCAACGCCGUCGUUAAAACGCAUCUAGAGUCUAAAGCGUCGAUUCCGACAUCCUCCGAUCUCCAACGAAAUAUAUACGUGGACAAUGUUGUAAGUGGUGUUGAUAACAAUGCCGAAGCCGUCACCUACUAUAACGAGGCUAAUACUUUGAUGAAAUCGUGCGGUUUUAAUUUACGCGCAUGGUCUUCAAAUUCCCAUGAAGUUUGCACCCUCGCUGACAAAGCUAACACGCUAAAUCGCGACACGAAUGUCAAUGUGUUGGGCAUUCGCUGGAAAGUUGAUUCUGAUGAACUGUGCUACCCUACAAGGGUCAACGACCGUCUCUAUGACAACCCAGUAACUAAACGGACAAUCGUACAAGAUACUGCAAGUUUGUACGACCCUCUUGGAUAUUUGUCUCCCAUACACAUCAAGGCUAAGUUACUCAUUCAGCUACUAUGGAAACAGAAACUCGGCUGGGAUGAUAAACUUAGUGAUGACAUGACACAGAAGUGGGAGGAAAUAUCAAAUGACAUAAUGGAAGCCGCCAACACUAAAUUCAAACGCCGGUACUUUAAUUCGGACUCUAAAAUUAAAGAGUGUGAGUUACACGUUUUCGGAGAUGCUAGCAACAAAGCUUAUGGGGCCGCCGUUUAUCUGCGACACAAUAACGAAACGUCUUUAGUCAUGGCGAAAAGCAGAGUCGCGCCUCUGAAACCGGAAAUCACCCUGCCCCGGUAUCAGACUACUUCGAUUCGUAUCGGAUGCAUUGAAGGACACGAUUUGGUGACAAGAGGGGUUACGGCUCGCCACUUCGCGGAACAUUCGAACUUGUGGUGGUCGGGACCACCAUGGCUGAAGAAAGGCGACUGGCCUGUUUGUGAGCUAUUUGACAGCGCCGUAAACCACGUUCCAAUCACUGACAUUGAACCUAUUGCGCCGAUAACGGACAUUACACAAGUUCACGGUGAGUCUGAACAAUUCUCCAAUGCUAAAAACCCCACUGUCGAACUUGGUGAAAUACCACCGACAGGAAUACAAUAUAUUAUCAACGCCGACAAUGUCAGUUCACUCAAUAAACUACUAAGAAUUUCUGCGUAUGUACUUCGGUUCAUCUCCAAUAUGAAAAGAGACAAAGAACGAAAUAUCGACCCCCUCACCGCACACGAAAUUCAGCAAGCAGAACGCAUGUGGGUUCGAGAUAUUCAACGCGAACAAUUUCAGGCCGAAAUACGUUCAAUACAAAGAAAACAUGGAAAACUCGGACACUUAACAAAACAACUCAAACUGUUUGUUGAUGACGAAAGUAUAUUGCGAUGUGGUGGGAGGUUACACAACGCCCCACUAGAUUUUAUCACGAAAUUCCCAGUUCUGUUACCAACUGGCCAUCGGUUCACCGAACUCGUGAUCACUAACGCGCACGCGCAGGUGCUGCAUUCCGGUCUCCAAGCAACCAUCACCCACAUUCGACAAAGAUUCUGGAUUGCUAGAAUUCGACAAGUGGUGAAAGCAUUACUUCGCAAAUGUGUUACUUGUAUCAAGGUAUCUGGAUCUCAUUAUCGGCCUCCUGUUUCCGCACCACUGCAAUCUUGCAGAGUGAACAGUACGCCGCCAUUCACAGUAACCGGGGUGGAUUUUACUGGCGCACUUUACGUGAGAUCAUCACAGAACACUAAAGAAACUAAAGCUUAUGUGUGUUUAUUCACGUGCGCAGUCACUCGAGCUAUUCACCUCGAACUUGUCCCCAAUUUGUCAACGAAAUCCUUUCUGUAUGCCUUUUGCAGAUUUGCUGCACGGAGAUCGAUUCCUUCUAUCAUGAUAUCCGACAAUGCAUCUACCUACCUCUCCGCCUCGAAUGAAAUCAGGAAAUUAUUUUAUUCACCGGAAGUGAAAACUUAUCUAGCCAAUAAUCGAAUACAAUGGCGCUUCAUCCCAAAACGCGCACCGUGGUUCGGGGGCUUCUGGGAACGGUUAAUUGGAUUAACGAAAACAGCGAUUAAGAAAGUACUAGGUCGAUCAUUCGUGACCUACGAUGAACUCAACACCAUCCUCGUCGAAAUCGAGUCCGUCCUCAACGAGCGACCAUUAACAUACGUAUCUUCUGAUAAAGAAGACCCUACGCCACUUACACCGUCACAUCUACUACACGGCCGCUCGCUGACGUGUGUACCCUAUCGGAUUAUUGACGACGAUGAAUUUGGAGACCCGACCUUCGGAAACCAAAUGGACAUUGAGAAACGCCACGCCCAUCUCUCUAAAUUACUAGAACAUUUUUGA